UACGUAGUUUGUGCAGUCAGUCGCUCCUUGUUUUCAAUAACAGUGAGUUUUUUUGUACUACUCUCUGCUUAUUAACAUAGACUCACAGUCACAGGGUGCUUAUGGUUUCGGUUGGUUCAAAAGCAUUAGCAUCAACAACUUCAAUGGACUAUGAAUCCUACAAACAUGGUAGUAGAAGAAGUAACAAGGGAAUGAGCAGGAAGCCAAACAAAGGGGGUGUUGGCUCCCAUACCUAUCAUUCCAAUAAACCUUCAACUCUCAAAGACACAAACACCUUCUUCACUUCACCAUCGCGUGUUAGGAAACAGGUUGAUCCCGAAACAACAAAAUACUUCUCUGAAAUUGCCAAUCUUUUCGAAAGCGAUGGAGUUGAAUUGGAGGAACGAUCAGUUUUAUGUGCUAAUGCUCUCGAAGAAACUAGGGGAAGAGAAUUUGAAAUUGCAACUGAUUAUAUUCUCAGCCACACUUUGGAAACCAUCCUUCAGGGCUGUGAUGUUGACCACCUUUGUGCUUUCCUUCAAAGUUGUGCCAAUGACUUCCCCUUUAUUGCAAUGGAUAGAUCUGGUUCUCAUGUAGCCGAGACAGCCAUCAAGUCUUUAUCUGUUCAUCUUCAAUACGAGGACGUUCACCCUCUGGUUGAGGGGGCAUUAACCAUGAUAUGCAAGGUGAUUGCUGCUAAUUCUGUUGAUGUAAUGCGUAACUGCUAUGGUUCUCAUGUGCUUCGGACUCUUCUUUGCCUUUGUAAAGGAGUACCGUUAGAUCAGUCCGGGUACUAUUUUUCAAAAUCAGCAACAGUGCUAGCAGAGCGAUUGAAUAUGAAGGAGUUUCCUUCGAAGAUACAUGAUGCAACAAAUUUUCAGUCUGGAUUUCCAAAUUUACUGAAUUUACUUGUGUCAGAGAUGAUAAAGCAUGCUACAAAAUGUAUCAAGACCCUACAAGUUGACCGAUUCAGCAGUUUGGUUUUUCAGACAACUCUAAGGGUGCUGGCAGGCAAUAAUGAAGAGUUGUUGCGCAUUAUUCCUAUCCUUCUUGGCUGCACAGAUAAGAAUAAUGCAGAGGGCAAUUAUAUAGCAACUACGAUAGUGCCGGCGCUCCUGAAUUUGUUAAAAGAAAGUGAAUUUUGCCAUCUAAUGGAGGCUGUUUUGGAAGUAUCGCCUGAUGCUUUGUUCAAUGAAUUGUUCACAAAAUUAUUCAGGAAUUCCUUGUUUGAGUUAUCAUCUCAUCAACAUGGGAACUUUGUUGUUCAAGCAUUGAUUUCCCAUGCAAGCAAUCAAAAUCUGAUGGAUUUAAUCUGGGAAGAACUUGGGCCAAAUAUGGAGGAUCUUUUAAAAAUGGGAAGGUCAGGAGUUGUUGCUUCACUCAUUGCUGCGAGUGAAAGGCUUCACAUUAAUGAACAUAAGUGCUGUAAAGUUCUUGCUGAAACAGUGUGUUUAGCUGAUGAAUCUCCAAAAUGGAUUGUUCCUCGACUACUGUUCCUUGAUAGCUAUUUCACUUGUGAAGAUAAGUCCAAUUGGAGCUGGCAAAGUGGUGCUAAAAUGCAUGUAAUGGGUUCUCUGAUCCUGCAGGCAAUAUUCCGGUUUAGAAGUGAAUAUAUACAACCUUAUAUCACCAGUAUAACAUCCAUGGAAGUAGCUCAUGUGCUUGAAGCAGUGAGAGAUGCAAGAGGAUCGCAUGUUAUUGAGGCUUUUCUAUGUUCAGGUGCUUCUGGGAAACAGAAAUGCAAAUUAGUUACAAAACUACGAAGGCAUUUUGGAGAGCUUGCACUCAACUCAUCAGGUGCUUUUACCAUUGAAAAGUGCUUCACUGCCUGUAAUCUGUCACUAAGAGAGGCUAUAGUGUCUGAGGUGCUGGCUGUGCGAAGUGAGCUUUCCAAGACAAAGCAGGGCUCUUACUUAUCAAGGAAACUAGAUGUUGACGGAUUUGCUGCCAAUCCUCAUCAUUGGAGGUCAAAACAGACAUCCAAAGAAUCUACUUAUAAAGAUUUUUAUGCUACGUUUGGCUCCAGUGAUGCUAAGUCAACCAAAAAUGACGACUUUCUUGCUGACACUUCAAGUAAUAUAUCAAAUCCAAAAGCUGUAAAGGAAGUGAGAAAAGAAAUUGACCAAUCCCUAGGUUCUGGUGCACCAUUUCUGAGCAUGCAUGGCUCUAAGAGAAACGCAAAAAAAGCAAAGCAGAAAAAUAAGAAAAAUGUUCAGAUUGGUGGAGAUGAUGAUAACUCUAGUAGGAAAAAGAAAAGGUCUGACAAGGAAAAGGUUGAAAGUGGUUAUGAUAUUGCUGCUUCUGCAACAGCUAUGAAGACUGUGAAGAAACGGCAGAGAGAUGGUGAGGUGUCUGAGGCUUCUACGAAGAAAUUGAAGGCAUAGGAUGAAUAGAGUGGAAGGCCAUUUUUAUUUUUAUUUUUAUUUUUAUUUUUUUUAAUUAAGAAAAAGAGAAGGAUGGAAUUAAGCAUGGUCAGAAGGACCCAAAAGACUCUACGCAUGUAGAUUGGAAUGAUUUCCUGUUUGUUAGUAAUUUUGUAUCAUUUACCAUGUCGCAUGAAUAUGUAGCUGGACAGAGUAAUCACAUUCAGCGAGAAAGGUAGUUACUGCAAAAUAUGAAAUGUUUU
Messenger RNA from Gastrolobium bilobum, 2605 nucleotides. RefSeq names its product pumilio homolog 23. Gene Ontology annotation, cellular component: nucleolus; 90S preribosome; preribosome, small subunit precursor. The transcript is spliced from 10 exons. Gene Ontology annotation, biological process: endonucleolytic cleavage to generate mature 5'-end of SSU-rRNA from (SSU-rRNA, 5.8S rRNA, LSU-rRNA); ribosomal small subunit export from nucleus; endonucleolytic cleavage in 5'-ETS of tricistronic rRNA transcript (SSU-rRNA, 5.8S rRNA, LSU-rRNA). Lineage: Eukaryota; Viridiplantae; Streptophyta; Magnoliopsida; Fabales; Fabaceae. Gene Ontology annotation, molecular function: RNA binding. The coding region runs from base 102 to 2363 and encodes 753 amino acids. The record is from RefSeq and is a predicted model, not a curated record.